Messenger RNA from Saccoglossus kowalevskii, 573 nucleotides. RefSeq lists its product as uncharacterized. Lineage: Eukaryota; Metazoa; Hemichordata; Enteropneusta; Harrimaniidae. The record is from RefSeq and is a predicted model, not a curated record.
AUGUUCCAUGUGACAAAAAGACUUCCAAACAACAGAAUUGAAGAGUCUUUUAAGGAGAUCUUCAAACCACUUAUUGAUGAAUUGCGCAGUAAACAGGAAUGUUUUCCACGAACAAUUGUUUUCUCAUCACUUAAAUGGUGUGGAUUUGCUCACGAAUUGUCCUUAAUGCCAACUUUUGACAGUGAUAUAGAUGAUAUAUCUGGUCUGGUGGCUCAAUUCCAUGCCUCAUGCACUAACAAGAUGAAGAAAGAGGUGAUCGAUGGCAUGCAGACCAUGAAUUGUGGUAUCAGAUUGUUAUUUGCAACUGAGGCAUAUGGGAUGGGUGCAGAUCCAAAACAAGUCAGGCGAAUUAUCCAUGCCGGUGUACCAAGAACAAUGGAAACAUACAUUCAGGAAGUUGACAGAUGUGGGAGAGAUGGGGAAGAAUCUGAGGCUAUUUUGUACUACAACGCAUCUGACAAAGCACACAAUGUGAAAGGCAUGACUGAGGAAAUGAGGAAAUACUGUACAACAGAUGAAUGUCGUAGAGUGUCACUAGCCUCACAUUUUGGUCAGGAAUUUCCCAAGGACUAA